This is a messenger RNA of Cyprinodon tularosa, 17152 nucleotides long. RefSeq names its product midasin AAA ATPase 1 (gene mdn1). The transcript is spliced from 102 exons. Gene Ontology annotation, cellular component: nucleus; preribosome, large subunit precursor. Bases 170 to 16693 code for a protein of 5507 amino acids. The record is from RefSeq and is a predicted model, not a curated record. Gene Ontology annotation, molecular function: ATP hydrolysis activity; ATP binding. Gene Ontology annotation, biological process: rRNA processing; ribosomal large subunit assembly. NCBI's taxonomy places the organism in Eukaryota, Metazoa, Chordata, Actinopteri, Cyprinodontiformes, Cyprinodontidae.
GCGCGACAGAGGGAGCGGAAACUGUCACCGCUCACCUCACAUGUGGAUUUUAACUGCAGUGCUUGAAACGUGUUUGUGUUACUGGAACUCGCUAUGACCUGCGUGGGUUCCUGUGAAUCGAUUAGCUGUUUAUAAAGCGAUCGGAACUGGACCGUUACCGGUACCGAUAAUGGAGAACCUGGAAGUCAGCCUGUCUGCCCUGACCAUCAUAUCCAGACAUGUGGACAAGAGUCGGAACCAGAUCAGCCAGUAUCUGUCCAAACAGAUAUGGACUCAGCAGGACAGGCAGAGCAUUUUGGAUUAUUUGGCUCAGCUCCUCUUGGAGAAGGAUUACACUCUGCUGGUCGCCCGUCACGUCCGCCCGCUGAUCCUCGACCUGCUAGAGCGCAGUGCGUACCGGGUCAAAGCUGGCGGCAGGAUAAACCACGACCUCCAUGAGCGCCUGUGUGUGGCUCUCAGUCGACUCCUGAGCAUCAGCCCCGACGCCCACGCGUUCGCUGUGCGGUACUUCAGCAGUGCCCCCCCGGUGUUCCAGAGGCUGUUCUUCACCAGCGAACAGUCAGCGGCUGUCCGGUAUGGCCCCAGGAGGAUGAAGCUCCGCGACCUGAUGGCCGCCACGCUGCGCUUCCUCCAGAGCGACUGUGCAACGUUUCGGAAGCUGUGGGACUGGAGUCCCUGCGUCUCACAGCUACUGACCAGUGAUGUCAUGGUCCGGGGGUCCACGGCUCAGUGCUUAGCGCUUGUCUGCCACAUGACUGACAACCAGAAAGCCAUCUUCCUGAGGAAGGUUCUGACGAACGACGAGAUCCUGCACAUGAAAAUAAAAGCUUUGGAGGAAAGUCGGCAGAUGGAGGCAGAGAAGGCUCUGGUGUUAGCCAAUCCCAGAUCAGUGAGGUGGCACCAGGAUCUGGCUCACAGGUUCACCAGGGGCCAGGUAGUGUCAGAGGACCUGUCCCCAAACGUUGUAGCUGUGUGCGGGGUUGUUCUGCCCAGGAUGGCUCCCCGACACGUUGAUCAGGUCGACACCAACCUGGUCCUGGUGGACUCCACCUGCCAGAACCUGAGGAGGCUGGCGUUGGCCGUGGCUUCCCACAAAGCCGUGCUCCUGGAAGGUCCGAUCGGCUGCGGGAAAACCGCUCUGGUGGAGUUCAUGGCGGCCGUAACCGGACACACCAAAGCUGCAGACAUUCUGAAGGUCCAGCUGGGGGAUCAGACCGACAGCAAGAUGUUGCUGGGGAUGUACCGCUGCACCGACGUACCAGGGAAGUUUGUGUGGCAGCCAGGAACCCUGACACAGGCUGUUUCCAAAGGCCUCUGGAUCCUGCUGGAAGACAUUGACCAUGCACCUCUGGACGUGAUUUCUGUCCUGCUGCCUUUGAUGGAGAACAGAAAGCUGAUGAUUCCAGGACGGGAAGACUGCAUCGAAGUUGCUUCUGGAUUCCAGUUUUUUGCAACCAGACGGAUGUACUAUAGUAGUGGCAACUGGCACAAACCACAGAACUCCCAUGCAGCUUUGCUGGACAAGUACUGGACCAAGCUGCAAAUGGGGAACAUGAGCCAAGCAGAGCUGAAGAAGGUCCUGGUCCACAGGUACCCCAUGCUGGCGGUGGUGUCAGACCGUCUCCUGGAUAUCUACUGCCAGUUGACGGGUGACAGACACUCUGAGGUGGACCCCAGCAGCAUGGAGGCCUCAUCGGAGAGACAGCAGGAACAGCCUGAGGACAAAAGCAGCUCAUUGGAGGGGAGGGCUCUGUCAGUAAGGGACCUGCUGAAGUGGUGUGAGCGCAUCAGUGUGAACUUUGACAGCUCUUCCUCUGCCACAGCUCAGCGAGUCUUCCUCGAGGCUCUGGACUGCUUCACCGCCAUGCUGUCCCUCCCUGCUAGCAGACUGCGAAUGGCCGAGAUCAUCGGAAGCAAGCUCAACAUCUCCAAGGAGAAGGCGCAGCACUUCUGCCAGCUGUAUCAGCCCAGCGUCUCUCUGACCGAGCUGCAGGCGGCGGUGGGCAGAGCCGCUCUGACCCGGAAGCAGGCCGAGGCCGUGCAGCUGAGCUUCCAAUGCAGUAAGCAGACGUUCGCCGCCACCCGACCAGCCGCCGUCCUGCUGGAGCAGCUGGCUGUCUGUGUGGCGAAGGGGGAGCCAGUCCUCCUGGUUGGAGAGACCGGAACAGGAAAGACCUCCACCGUGCAACACCUGGCCUCCAUCACUGGUCACAAGCUGCGUGUGGUGAACAUGAACCAGCAGAGUGACACCGCCGACCUUCUUGGAGGCUACAAGCCAGUAGACCACCGUCAGAUCCUGCUGCCUCUGCGGGAGGCUUUUGAAGAGCUGUUCUCCCAGACCUACUCACGGAAGCAGAACCUGACCUUCCUGGGCCACGUGCAGACCUGCUUUAGAGAGAAGCGCUGGCAGGAUCUGCUUCGACUCAUGGACCACGUCUGCAAGUCUGCUCUAGCUAAGGAGCUGGAAGAAAAGGCUGGAGAUUCCUCUCUACUGGGGCAGUGGGAGGCUCUGACUUUAAAACUGAGCCAGACGCAGCAGCAGAUCCGAGCCUGUGAAACGGCCAUGGUGUUUGCCUUCGUGGAGGGCUCUUUAGCCCAGGCUGUGAAGAAGGGCCACUGGAUCCUGCUGGAUGAGAUCAACCUGGCAGCAGCAGAGACCCUGGAGUGUCUGAGCGGACUGCUGGAGGGCAGUGCUGGCUCUCUGGUCCUGCUUGACCGUGGAGACACAGAGCCUCUGGUUCGCCAUCCGGACUUCCGCCUCUUUGCAUGCAUGAACCCAGCGACUGAUGUUGGGAAGAGGAACCUUCCUCUGGGGCUCAGGAACAGGUUUACUGAGCUGUAUGUGCAUGAGCUGGAGAACGAGGGAGACCUGAGGAUCCUCGUCUCUGACUACCUCAAGUGUUUGAACCCGCAGAAGAGCGUCAUCAGCGGCAUCAUAAGUUUUUAUUUGGCGGCGCGGAAGGAGGCCUCGUCCCGCCUGCUGGACGGAACCGGCCACAGACCCCACUACAGCCUGCGCACUCUGUGCAGGGCUCUGAGCUACGCGGCAGCGAACCCCUGCCACAGCGUCCAGCGUUCGCUCUAUGAGGGCUUCUGCAUGAGCUUCCUCACCCAGCUGGACAGGAGCUCCCACCCUCUGGUCCAGAACCUGGUGUGUCAGCACAUUCUAAUGGGGAACACCAAGUGCCUGAAACAAGCCAUCCCAGCUCCACCGGGCCGGGCCUGUGUUCAGAUGGAGGGCUACUGGGUUCCCCAGGGAGAACUGGAGCCUGCACUGGACCCCAGCUACAUCCUCACUGCUUCAGUGAAGCUCAACCUCCGGGACCUUUCCAGAGUGGUCUCUGCAGGGACGCACCCAGUGCUGAUCCAGGGAGAGACGUCUGUGGGGAAGACCAGCCUCAUCCGCUGGUUGGCCACGGCCACCGGAAACCAGUGUGUGAGGAUCAACAACCACGAGCACACCGACAUCCAGGAGUACAUCGGCUGCUACUCCUCAGACGACCGCGGAAAGCUGGUGUUCAAAGAGGGUGUUCUGAUCGACGCCAUGAGGAAAGGCUACUGGGUGAUCCUGGAUGAGCUGAACCUGGCCCCCACCGACGUCCUGGAGGCUCUCAACAGGCUGCUGGAUGAUAACCGGGAGCUGUUUGUGGCCGAGACUCAGGAAGUCAUCAAGGCUCAUCCUAGAUUCAUGCUGUUUGCAACCCAGAAUCCUCCAGGUCUCUACGGCGGCAGGAAGGUCCUCUCCAGGGCUUUCAGGAACCGCUUUGUGGAGCUUCACUUUGAUGAGCUUCCCAGUGGAGAACUGGAAACCAUCCUUCACCAGAGGUGCAGCUUACCUCCAUCCUACUGCAGCAAGCUGGUCAAAGUCAUGCUGGACCUUCAGUCUCUGCGCAGAGGAUCCUCUGUGUUUGCGGGGAAGCACGGCUUCAUCACGCUGAGAGAUCUGUUCCGCUGGGCGGAGCGCUACAGGCUGGAGGAGCAGACGCAGGCUUCCCAGGACUGGCUGCAGCAUCUAGCAGACGAUGGCUACAUGCUGCUGGCCGGACGGGUGAGGAAGCCGGAGGAGGAGGCCGUCAUCCUGGCCACCCUGCAGAAACACUUCAAAAGGACGGUGAACCCAGAGAACCUGUUCUCCCACAAACAGCUCAUCAGUCAGUUCAGCCCCCUCAUCGACAGCGGUGCAGGAGUCCCGGACGACUUCCGCCACGUGGUGUGGACCCAGGGUCUGAGGAGGAUAGCUGUGCUGAUAGGCCGGGCCCUGCACUUCGGGGAGUCGGUUCUGCUCGUAGGAGACACCGGAUGUGGGAAAACCACCAUCUGCCAGCUGUACGCAGCUCUGGCUGGACAGAAGUUCUUCUCUGUCAACUGUCACAUGCACAUGGAGACCUCUGACUUCCUUGGAGGCCUGCGGCCGGUUCGAUACGCCCAGCAGACUGUUGGGGAGGAGGUGCGGCUGUUUGAGUGGACCGAUGGACCGCUGGUGCUCGCCAUGAAGGAAGGAGGGGUUUUCCUCAUGGAUGAGAUCUCCCUGGCUGACGACUCUGUGCUGGAAAGGCUCAACAGCGUUCUGGAGACGGAGAAGUCCCUGGUGCUGGCAGAGAAGGGCAGCGGAGAUGACGACGACGUGGAGCUGAUCAGAGCUGCUGCUGGCUUCCGUCUGGUUGCCACCAUGAAUCCUGGUGGAGACUUCGGCAAGAAGGAGCUUUCUCCUGCCCUGAGGAACCGCUUCACUGAGAUCUGGUGUCCUCAGAGCAACAGCCACAGCGACCUGGUCCAGAUCAUCCGACACAACCUGCAGGCCGGGCUCUCCCUCCAUGGCUUGGACGUUGCAGAACUGAUGCUGGACUUCAUCGAAUGGCUGACCCAGCAGGACUUCGGCCGGCGCUGCAUUCUGAGCGUCAGAGACAUCCUGUCCUGGGUCAACUUCCUUAACGCUGUAUGUGAGCGGGACGAGGACAGCCUCAUGACCACCAGAGGAGCUGAAGAUGAGGAGGAGACAGAGUGGGACCUCAGACUGGACGCUGUCACGGCUUGUGUCCAUGCUGCAUGUUUGGUGUACAUCGAUGGCAUUGGCUCAGGAACCACAGUGUCCAGUGCAGACAGCGCCCUAUUUGCCCGUCAGAUGUGCCUUGGUUUCCUGCAGCAGCGGCUCAGUAAGAUGACCAAGCUUGACCAGGAGAUGCUGGAUGCCCUGAGAGUCUAUGACAGCCGUUUACCACGCGAACCUCAGUGGGGAGACGACUUCUUUGGUAUCAGCCCCUUCUACAUCCCCAUAGGACCUCAGACGGAUGGACGCAGCCUGCCGCAGUACGCCAUCACAGCAGGCACUGCAGCUAUGAACGCCCAGAGGCUUCUGCGAGCUCUCAAACUGCAGAGGCCUGUGCUGCUGGAGGGGUCCCCCGGCGUGGGAAAAACCAGCCUGGUGGCGGCGCUGGCCAAAGCCUCUGGAAACCAUCUGGUCAGAAUCAACCUGUCGGAGCAAACGGAUGUCACUGACCUGUUUGGGACAGAUCUUCCUGUGGAGGGGGGGAAAGGAGGAGAGUUUGCGUGGCGGGAUGGCCCCCUGCUGGCUGCUUUGAAGGCCGGCCACUGGGUGGUUCUGGAUGAGCUCAACCUGGCGUCUCAGUCGGUGCUGGAGGGUCUGAACGCCUGCUUUGACCACAGAGCUGAGAUCUACAUCCCUGAACUGGGCAUGAGCUUCCAGGUUCAGCAUGAGAAGACCAAGAUCUUCGGCUGCCAGAACCCCUUCACCCAAGGCGGGGGGCGCAAAGGGCUGCCCAAAUCCUUCCUCAACAGAUUCACCCAGGUUUUUGUGGACCAGCUCACCAGCAAAGACAUGGAGUUCAUCGGAAAUUCGAUUUUUCCCUCCAUUGAUACGGAAAUCAUUGGGAAAAUGGUUGAAUUCAAUAACAGGCUUGUUCAGCAGGUGUGCGUGGAGAGGCUGUGGGGGCAGAAGGGAAGCCCCUGGGAAUUUAACCUGCGGGACAUUUUCCGCUGGUGUCAGCUGAUGCAGACCGAUCAGUCUCCGGGAUUUUUUAACCCAGGCCAGCAUGUAGCCCUGGUGUAUGCUGACAGAAUGAGGACUGAGGCGGACAAGGCCAAGGUGCUGUUGGUGUUCAGGGAGGUGUUUGGGGAAGACUACGAGCCUUACUGUGGCUCCAAAGAGUUUCAUAUCACUCCUCUCAAUGUGCAGGUUGGCUUCUCUGUACUACAACGCUCCGGUGGGGCCCCCGUGACCCUUGACCCCCCGCUAUCUGUCACACACCAGUGCCUGAAGCCGUUGGAGUCGUUGAUGAAGUGUGUGGAUAUGGGCUGGAUGACCAUAGUAGUCGGUCCAACAGCCAGUGGGAAGACCGGCCUGGUGAGACUGCUGGCUCUGCUCACAGGACAUCGUCUCAGGGUCAUGGCCAUGAACAGCGCCAUGGACACCACCGAGCUCCUGGGGGGGUUCGAGCAGGUGGACAUCAUGCGCCCGUGGCAGCAAGUGUUGGAAAUGGUUGACUACACUGUUGCCAUGGUAACGAGGCGUGGGCUGAUGUCUCUGGACGACGGCACCCAGGACACUCAGUUCCUGCUGCAGACGUGGGGCGUGUUCUGCCAUUGGUUGAGAGAGAGAGGCCUCCAGAGAGCUGGAGGGACGGUGACCUCCGAGGCCGUCAACAAGCUGGAGGUCAUCAUCGUCCUCCUGCAAAAACUCAACACCAAACUCAAAGUGUUCACCGACAUGUCCAAGCUGCAGAUGGACUUCACUCUUCUGAAGGAGCGUCUGGCUCAGCUGGAGGAUGGCUGGACUAAUGGCGGCUUCGAAUGGUUGGAUGGGAUGUUGGUCCAAGCCCUGCAGGCCGGUGACUGGCUGCUAAUGGACAACGUCAACUUCUGCAGUGCCUCCGUCUUAGAUCGCCUCAAUGCUCUGCUGGAGCCCAACGGAUCACUGGCCAUCAAUGAACGCGGUGUCAUCGACGGGAAGACCCCCAGGAUCACCCCACAUCCCAACUUCAGGCUGUGCCUCACCAUGGACCCGGUUCAUGGGGAGCUGUCCAGAGCAAUGAGGAACAGGGGGGUGGAGAUCUACAUCCCAGGGGAACAUGAGGGGAUGUGCUGGGACUCGUUAGACCUAAAGACUCUGCUCCACUCUGCCGGCGUUCCCGGGGACUGUGUGUGUGAGCUGCUAAUGCAGAUCCACAGAGGCAUCCGCUCUGCCAUCUGGGACUCCCCGGCCUCCUCUGUGGCGUCCCUCCUCUACGCCGCCUCCCUGCUGUCCUCCCAGCUGCAGAGAGGUGCAGAUUUGCGCGGCGCCCUGCAGCACGCCUGUGCUGAGGCCUACUCAUUCUGUCAGCGCACCGUCGCUAACCAGAAGCGAGCCCAGCAGGUGAUUGAGGAGCACUUGGCCAUCCAGGAUGGGGGGGAUUGGGGUGAUGGGCUGCUGUGCGCCGGAGUUUGGCCCGACGGCCUCCCAUCAGCUCUUCUAUCCACCGAAGAUUCAUGCUUCUCGUCUGUUCUAAGAGACGGGCAGGUCCUCCUCUUCUGCCUUAACUCCCUCAGCCUGCAGGGAAAACGGAAUUCUCCAAUGACACUGAGGGACCUGCAGCAGGCCAUGCAGAGCGGCGGCGUCCGUGAAGACUCUGUGUUCUCUGGAGGAAAGCUGGAUCAGGAGGAGGGAGAUGCGCUCAGACUGCUUCCCACUGCAGUCAGGCUGGUGACGGAGAGAGCCUCUCAUGGAGAUUGGAUUCUUCGCAGCAGCUGGCUCUCUCACCUGAGCAAGAGCUUCAAAUAUCUCCCUGAGCCAGCGCUGGUCCAGGUGGAGGCAGGAAACCGUUCCCUGAAGGCUGUGUUCAGCAGCAGCCUCGCUGUAAAGGGCAGAACGCUGGCAGAGCUGCUCCAGCCUCACAGCAAAGAUGAAUACAGGAUCCUGAUGGACAUGCGCUGGAACAAACAGUACCUGGACAUUUUAACCAACCAGUGCAACUUUGAGGAUGAGGAGAGAUACACUGAGUUUCUAGAGGCUCUGAAUGCAGUGGCCAACAGGAUUGUUCUGAUGAUGGAGCGGGAGGAGCGAGCCGUCACCUGCUCCUCUACCAUCGAAGCAGCUCCUCAGAGUUCUGCUAUGAGAAUCUCCACAGCCUUCAGCAAAGGAACCAUAGACAUCAGUCAGCUGCCUCACCCCAUGUUGAUGCACCUGCGGCUUUUCUUCGACCUGUGGGACGCCUACGUGCUGCAGGCCGUGCAGAGUGGACUGCCCUACAUCUCUGAUCACGUCAUGUUUGAGAUCCUGCAGCUGCUCCAAUGGCGCGACCGUUUCUGGGACGUGUGCGUGGCGCUUCCUGCCGACUCUCAGGGCGUCGCAGUGCUGUCUCUGCACUGGCAGUGGGUGCAGAAGCACCUCAUCCUCCGCCUUCCUCAGCUGCUGAUGGGAGACACGGCUUCGACCUUGGAAGGUCAGCAGGAGCUGCAGGCCGUCUCUGCAGCCAUCCAGAACAUGAUAUCCACCCCGGUGUCUGUGGCUGCUGCUCUGAAAGGCAUCCAGAGGUCUCUGGGGAAAGCUCUGCCAUUCAAGCUGGAGUCGGUGGCUGAGUGCGCUUCUCGCCUGCGGCUCCUCAGUAAAGCUCUGGAUGCUAACGAGCUCCGGCUGGACGGCUCCUUCAGCAGCUGGAGGCAGGAGCUGAUCCAACUUCAGGGCGCCGGACUCUGGCUGGAUAUAAAGGAAAGCCUCCUAGAAGCAUCGGGUCUGGUUCUGUCAGCAAACAACCAGCUGGAUCCACAGCAGUCUGGGACACUGGAGAAGCUGGUGCUCAUUGUGGAGCAGCAGCAGUAUCACAUGACCUCCAAAGGACUCACUGGGACCAGACCCACGUCUGAUGGGGAGGAACCAGAGGCUGGAGUCCUGAUGAGCAGAGAGGAGCUGCUGCAGCUGAGGGGAAAGACUCAACUGUGGCCCCUGAUGGAGGGACUGUCGGCCCUCAACCAGCUGCGGCUCUGCACAGACCUGCUGCUCCUGGCUCUGUCUCCGGGCGACCACAAUGCGGAGGUCUGCUUACGGCGGCAGCUUUCCAGACAUCUUCGCUUCUGCCUUCAGUCGACGCCGAUGAAUGUGGGGCAGCUGCAGUGUCUGUGGUUCCUGCUGAGCAGCGACGGGCUGCUGGAGAAGCUGCCCCUGGUGUGGUGUGAGCUGCUCUCCGAGGCCCUGGCUGCCCUUUGGACCUGCAGCGUGACCUCUGACCCUGACCGCUGGCUCAGAUGGGACCCCGUGCAUCCAGAGACCGAGCCGGGCCUGAAGCGGCGUCCUGCAGCAGGAAUCACGGGCCCAGCUGUGCUGGGUACAGCGGUGUGGUCCCAUUGCAUUCUGGGAAUGCUGAGCAGCAGUGGGAGCAGCGGUGGAAUGGAGCCGGGGGCCGGGGCCCUGCUGGCCUCGUCUCAUGUCUGCCUCGGGGAGUGGAAGGAGCGGCUCCAGCAGCUGGAGGUGGUCUCCUCCGUGCUGUGGGACAACAUGGCCUUCCCUGCUGCAGCUCCUUUCAGGGCUACAGACCUCCGGCUGCAGGGGGCCGUCCUGCGCCGGCAGCUUCAGAGCAUGGCAGACCUGCUGCCUCCCAACAUGCAGGAGGGCUACAUGGAGAGCUGUGAGAGCCUAGUGGAGCACCCAUACCCUCUCAUCGCCUCCCAGGAGAUCCAGACGGUCCUGAGGAACUUCCUGCCUCCAAACCUGCUGCCUGACGGCCUGAUGGGAGCCUGCAUGGCCUGCCUCCAGCAGUUUGUCCAGGGCAGGGUCCAAGGUGGAGGCGUGCCGGCCCACAGCGGGGCGUUCUGGGUCCACAUGGGCCUCCUGCAGGUCCGAGUGUGGACACCGCAGAGCAUCUUUGAUCCAGCAGUGAAGAGGGCCUACAAACUGAACUACGCUCAGCAGGAGCUGGUUCUGCUGCAGGAUGAGUGGAAAACUCGCAGCUUGUCCUCUGAGCUGAAGACCGGAGAGGAGCUGAGAGAAAGCAGCACCACUGAUGGCUUCCAGCAUCCUCGAAUCAGGUAUCUGUGGAUCCGCAUGCAGCAGCUGAGGGAGCAGAUAGCGGAGCUCUCCAGGAAGCAGGCUUUCCGCCCUCAGGAGCCUCAGUACGGCCGGCUCUUCCAGGACCUGCAGCAUUACCUCAGCAGCGUGGGCCACCUGUCGGCCGUAGAGGAGCUGCUGUCUCAGCUGCUGAAGGCCCUCAGGGAGCCUUCAGCCUUCAGGUCCCGCUCAGCCAUCCAGGCUCUGCUGAAGGAGGAGGCUGUGUGGCAGAGCUCCCAGCAGCGCUUCUGCCAGAAGCUGAUGGAGGACUACCCUCUGUUCCCCGACCUGGUGGGGCCCCUGAGGACCGGCCUUCUACAGCUGCAGCACGGCAUGAGGCUGGUGGCCUCUCAGGUGGCCGCCUCUCUGACUCCUGUCCCGGGUCUGUCCAAGGUGGUGUCCUGCUUACUGUCCUUCCCCUCCGUGUCCCCUGGCCUCCCGUCAGACCUGGCCCGGGCAGAGUUUCUCUGCUCCACGGCGUGCAUGGACGUUCUGCAGAGCCUCGUGAAGCUCCUGCCCAAAGAAGACGCCGACGCUGUGAUCCCCCAGCCCUCCGCUCUGCUGCUGAAUGCUCUGCUCUACCUGCAGUGUGACUCCCUGUCCACAGGGGAGCUGAGCCACGACGCCUGCUGUCUCUUCAGACACAUCUGCCAGGCUGUGGUGAACGAGUGGGACAACCAGGAGAGGAGGAAGCGAGAGCAGGAGCAGAUGGAGGCGUCUCUGUACCGCAGCCGCAGCCGUCUGCACGGGUCGGGCCUGACGGAGGACGAGCAGGAGGAGAAGGACUUCAGGCGCCAGUUUCCUCAGUUCAACAAGGACUUUGCAGAUAUAUUGACCCAGCCCAGUCUGGAAGGCCCGGGCGACUCGGAGCCGGAGGCGGAGGAGGACGGGGCCGAUCCGGGGGCCGCCGAGCCGGGCUCCUUGUCUGCACACGCCAUGAACGCGGUGGUCCAGGUGCAUCAGAGCAUGUGUCUGGGUUACGCCCGCUCGCUUUGGUACCGGAGCGCACCGCCGGCCAAUCACAGCAAAGGACACAUCAAGGCCCUGAUCUCCUCCCAUCAGAUCGCCUCUCCUCUGAUGUCCCACUGCUACCAGCUGAUGGACUCAGAGCUGGAUCUCCAGCUGACGGGCUGCGGCCUGUUGCUCUCCACCCUCCUCCAGAACACGGUGAGGGGCUCCGGGGGUUCUGAGCUGGCCGCCUCCCCAGAGGGACCGUAUGACUUCUAUCAGCAGCCUAACGUGGGCGAAGCCGGCCUCUGCCUGCCGGUUCUGGAGCAGCUGAGUGAGGCGGUGAGACGGCGGCUGGAGGAGUGGCCCGAGCACCCCGCUCUGCUCCAGCUGGUGGUGGUGAUGGAGAGGAUCACGUCCUUCAGCCUGGCCUGCCCGCUGGCCAAGUUCCUGAACGGGCUGGAGAUCCUGCUCGCCAAAGCCCAGGACUGGGAGAACAACGCCAGCCGCGCGGCGUCUCUGCGGAAGGAACUGGAACCAGUCAUCCAGCUCAUCAUCCAGUGGCGUAAACUGGAGCUGAAGUGCUGGUCCAGCAGCCUGGACAACGCGCUGAAGAGACACACGGAGAAAUCCACCAAGCACUGGUUCUCCCUCUACCAGCUGGUGGAGCGAUACCUGGAGGAGCAGAGGACCCAGGCGCCCUCAGGAGAGCAGGCAGAGAGCCUCUCCCUGUCCUCCAUCUCCUCCACCCUGGAAGCCUUCAUGGAGAGCUCCACCCUGGGCGACUUCCACACCCGUCUGAGGAUGCUGCUCAGCUUCCACUGCCACCUCCUGCUGGUCCCAGACCUGCCAGGACAAGGCUCUCUGUCCAGGCUCCUGUGGAACCUGCACAGAUACUACAGCCAGUUCUCCGAGUCCGUCCAGGGAAAGAUGCUUCAGCUCCGGCAGCCGAUAGAGAAGGAGCUCAAAGACUUUGUCAAGAUUUCCAAGUGGAACGAUGUCAGCUACUGGUCCAUCAAGCAGUCGGUGGAGAAGACCCAGCGCACCCUCUUCAAGUUUGUGAAGAAGUUUGAGGAGGCUCUGAGUAAACCCAGUCUGGCUGCACUGGUGGAAGUAGGCAGCGUGGAAGAAGAGGGCGUGGCCACUGGCCCAGAGGAGGGCGCCGUCCAUCGGGUCCAUCGCGCGCUGAAGGCGGCCGUGCCCGGCCAGGGCAGAGAGCUGCAGGACCAGGAGCUGGAGGACGGAGCUGGAUCCCUGCAGAGCCGGCUGCCCGUUUUGUUCCGCAAAAUGAAGAAGAUGUGCAUCCAGCUGCUGAAGAAGGACUCCGUACCUGAACUGGCUGAAGAUCUGGACCAGUUUACCAGUGAGAUCAUCAGCAACCUGCGCGAGCUGCAGAGCCUCAGCGUGGACGCGGCGGCGGCGAAGGAGAAGCAGAAGACGGAGGUCAAACACAUCCUGCAGCAGAAGCAGAGAGCGCUGUCUGACCUUUUUAAGAUGCUCUCUGAAUUAGGUCUGUCGUACCGGAAAGGCGUGACAUGGAGCAGAACGGCAGACCCAGAAACCACCCUCUGCAUGCAGCCGCUGGAGAUGACCACGGCGCUCUCUGCUGUGACGGACCCGGGGGAGACCGAGCGCACGUUGUUGGCGGAGCUAAUGGCAGCAUGGGAAGGAUGUCAGAAGUACUUCUACCGUUCGUGGGCCAGGAGGACGGCGCUGCAGACCGCUCUGCAGCACGCCACCAAGGAGCUGGGGGUUGGGAACAUAGAGCGCUGCAGAGGCUUUUCCUCGCACCUGUUCAAGGUGCUUCUCAGACAGAGGCACCGGCUGGCCCAGCUGACCGAACACUGGCUCUGCCUCAGGAAGCUAACAGCCAACGUCCAGGAUGUCAGAGCCCACCUCCAGACGGCGGGCUGCCCCCUCCCCCCCCAGAAGCCUCUGCAGGGCUGGAUCCAGAGAGGCCAGGCGCUGGCGGCCCAGUGUGCCGCUCUGCUGCAGCAGCUGUCAUGGCUGCUGCAGUGCUGUCCUGAAGACGCCCAGCAGAAGGAGCAGGGCGGCAGCGGGCAGCAGACCCCGAUGUGCCCGUCCCCUCUGGCUGCUCAGCAGCAGCCCCCCGGCUGCCUGUUGAGGAGGGGGGACCCCAGUUGGUGCCAGCUCCACCAGCGAGUGGUUGCGAUGCUGAAGGAUGCUCAGAGUCUGAGGGAGCAGCUGGGCUCUGUAGCACAGCAGAAGGAGAGGGUUCUCUGCACAUGGAGCAGUUUUGCCUCCUGCUGUUCUGCCAUGGAACAGCUGGGAACUGUAGCCGCUCAGAUCUCCAGCAUGGAGCACCUCUUCUCUCCCGUCAUCAAAGUGGGCGGGGCAAACAGCCAGCCAGCCGUUACGCAGAGCCUGCAGUAUGUCCGAGGACAGGUGGAGACAUGCGUUACAGAGUUCAGCACCUGGAAGAGCCAGCUGCUGUCCCUGGGAGAGCCAGAGCCCACAGAUCAGCCGUCCGCGUUCUCUACAGACUUCUCUGCUGAGCUGGAGGCAAACAUCAACGCGGUUCUGUGCGCCGUCCAAAGAGUGGUGAAGAGAAGAGAGAAGGAGCAGGAAGCAGAGAAACCCAGAGAUCCAAAGACAGACGAGGAAACCGAGGAGCCUGUGGAGGACCUGCUGAAGCCUGGUCAUCUGACUCGGCUGCUGGAGGAGGAGCUGGAAGCUGAUCUGGAGGCUUUGUCUGUUGGCAGCGUGAAUAUGGGAGUAACUGAGCUUCUGAGCCGUAUGAGGAGACACAGGGAUUCCUGUCAGCCACCACAGCUUCAGGAGCUGAACCGCGCCUGCAGGAUGUUGGUCCGUUUCGAACCACUGCUGGGGAUUUACUCAGACCUGGUGCGUCACUACCUGUCUGUGUCGGUCGGAGUGCACAGAUGCACAGGGAAGCUGCUCUCUGUUCUGUCCGGCAUCUUCACAGAGCUGGCCCAGAAGGGUUUCUGCCUGCCCCAGGAGCUGCUGCCUGGCGGAGAUGGAGAGGGCGCCACAGAGUUUCAUGACUAUGAGGGCGGCGGCAUUGGAGAGGGAGAAGGCUCCAAAGAUGUCAGCGACAAAAUCGAGACUGAAGAUCAGGUGGAGGACACCUUCCAGGAGGGGGUGGAGAAGGAGGAGCAGCAGGAUAAAGAAAACAUCAAGAGUGAAGACAAUGCCAUUGAAAUGUCUGAAGACUUUGAUGGACGGGUGCAUGAUGGAGAGCAGAAUGAAGCCGGUGAGGAAGAGGAGUCUGAGGAGGAGGAUAAAGAGGAGCUGGAUAAAAAGAUGGGAGACCUGGGAGAAGGUCAGACGGACACUUUGGACGAGAGAAUGUGGGGUGAUGAUGAAGAUGAUGAGGAGGAGGGGAGUGAUAAGGAAGAGGAGUCUGGACAGGGCAUGGAUCAGGGAGAAUCCGAACUGGUUGCCAAGGACGACAACUUGGAUGCAGCAGAGUCCAACACGGAGAAGAAGAAGAGCCAGGAGGAGGAUGAACAGAUGUGUGAGGAGGAGGCGGAGAAGAUCCACGAGCAAGGAGAUCAGAGAGAGUUUGAUGAGAAUGAGGUGGACCCCUUCCACGGUCAGCAGGACAAGAGACCGGAGCCAGAGGCCAUGGAUCUGCCAGAGGACCUCAACCUGGACCAGGAUGAAGAGGCUGGAGAGGAUGAGGAGUGCGAGGGAGAUGAGGAGAACCCGUUAGAUAUCGCUGACAAAGCCCCGGAACUGGAGGAGAAAGAAGGAGAACAGAAAGAUGGAGAGGAAGAGGAGCCGGGAGACACUGAGAUGGAGGAGAACCCUAGAGAGGAGGAGCCACAGACGGAGGAGGAGGAGGAGGAGAAAGGACAGGAGAAGGUAUCAGAAGAGGAGGAGGCUGCUGAUGAGGACGAAGAAAAGGAGGGGGAGGAGGAUAAGGAGGGACGGGAAGAAAGAGAGGAGGCGACUGCACCGAAGGACGGCGGAGAUAAAGCGAAGGCGGAACAGGAGGAGGAGGAGGAAGGGGACGACGAGGAGCCUGCUUCUGCUGAGAGGAAGGAGCACAGCGCGGACGGUCAGACUGGAGAGGAGAACAUUCAGAGCGAGGCGGCGGUGGAGCUGGCGGGGGCGGCUUCAGAGAGAGACCAGGCCAAGGAGGAGCAUGGCAGUGGAGCGGCUGACGCCAGCCAAUCAGAGGGCCACCAGUCCAAGCUGACGGCCAGGAUGGCCUCACAGACACAGACUCGGAGCAAGACGCAGAGCUACAAGAGGAAACCCGGCCGAGCAGAUAAGGAACGGUCCACGGGCGACUACAACGAGCGCGUCAGCAAGCGCCUGCGUACGGUGGAGGGCAGCCAGGAGCGCACGGAGAACAGGCAGACCGAAGGCCAGCAGGAGUCUGAGCUGUACGAACACAUCAAAGAUGGAGAGGCGGCGUACGACGCGCAGACUUACGAUGUCGCCAGUGCGGAGCAAGAAAAGGCAGCAGGACCUCAGAGGGACCAGGAGGAGGAGGAGGAUGUCGCCAUGGAAACGGAGGACCAAGAGGAACAGCUGAAAUCUGCCGACGUAGAGGAGCUGAAGCCUGACCACCUGGAGGCUGCCAAGUUCUCCCAGAAAGGUGUGGAGGGCGGAGAAAUGGAGGCGCAGCAGCAGGAUGAGGAAGACGAGAGGCCGAAGGACCGACAACAUCAACCCGUAGAGGAGGAGCGAGCUGAAAGAGGCAGAGAAUCCAGCAUCCAUACUGUUCCUGAGCUCCUGCUGCACCCCGUGCAGAAACCAGAGCGAGACCCAGAGGAGCUGAGGAGGGAGAUGGAGCUGCAGCUGGAGUCCUGGAGGAGACUAGCUCCAGGUUCUCAGGAGGAGGAGGCAGCAGCAGCCUCCAUGUGGCUCCGGUACCAGACCCUGACCUCGGCUCUGUCGCAGCAGCUCUGCGAGCAGCUCCGCCUCAUCCUGGAACCCACGCAGGCCGCCAAGCUCAGGGGGGAUUACCGCACAGGGAAGCGUCUGAACAUGCGGAAGGUCAUCCCGUACAUCGCCAGCCAGUUCCGCAAAGACAAGAUCUGGCUGAGAAGGACCAAGCCCAGCAAGAGAGAGUACCAGAUCUGUCUGGCAGUGGACGACUCCUCCAGCAUGGUGGACAACCACUCCAAGCAGCUGGCGUUUGAGUCGCUGUCUGUGAUCAUCAACGCUCUCACCCUGCUGGAGGUGGGACAGGUGUCUGUGUGCAGUUUUGGCGAGCAGAUGCAGCUCCUGCAUCCUUUCCAGCAGCAGUUUAACGACGAGUCCGGCGCGCGAAUUCUCCGCCUCUGUCAGUUCCAGCAGAAGAAGACCAGGAUCGCACAGUUUCUGGAGACGUCAACGAAAAUGUUUCUGUCGGCCCGGCAGCACAUCCCAGGAUCCAUAACCUCUGAGACGGCCCAGCUGCUGCUCAUCGUGUCCGACGGCAGGGGGCUGUUCCUGGAGGGCAAGGAGCGCGUGAUGGCAGCCGUGCAGGCGGCGCGCACCGCCAACAUCUUUGUGAUCUUCGUGGCGCUGGACAACCCCAACACUCGGGACUCCAUCCUGGACAUCAAGGUGCCCGUUUUCAAAGGACCUGGAGAGUUACCAGAGAUCCGCUCCUACAUGGAGGAGUUCCCCUUCCCUUUCUACGUCAUCCUGCGAGACGUCAACACCUUGCCGGAGACCCUGAGCGACGCACUCAGGCAGUGGUUUGAACUCAUCACCGCUGCUGACCAAUAAACAGACGAGGAGCUUCAUCCUCAGGAGGAAGAUCGGAUCUGCUGCUGCUUCAGGAAACUUUCCUUUUGUGCCUUUAAUGGGAGGUUUCCCAGCACUUUGACUCACAGACCAACAUCAGGCAACAUCAACGACUCUUCUGAAGGUCAUGAUGUUCUAGAGGGGGACUAAUAAUGUGCCUUGGAGAAGCCAGCAGGGUGAAAGCCCUGUCAGGAUAUCCACCUACAGUCAUUAUUUCCAUGUUUGGUUCAGCUGCUGUCGACAUGGAAAGCCUCACAACACGUGUAGGAAACUUUUUAAUGUGAACAUGAGCAGAAAUGAGCAGUUAUGUCAUCUUUACCUGCUGCUGUGAAUAAUGAAAAUAAUUUAUGGUUGUUCCACAGAGAGAAAGAAAACGCUUCUUCUCCUCCACAGAUUGCAACCAUUUGUUUAACCAAUGAUAAUAAAGAUUUAUGGCUCAGA